AUGGAGGCCGUUCUUAACAUGCCUGCUGGCCAAUCUAUUACAACUGGAGAACAACGCUUAGUGCUAACAAAUGAUCAUCCAAGGAAAAUUGAUCUCAUCCUCGAUUGGGGUAAUGAGAUACAUAUUGAAGGAAGAAAUUUAGAUAAUUUCGUUUUAAUAAAUUUAACACAAUCUUAUAUAUCAGAAGUCCAUGUAUAUGGAAAGUUAUUUAUAAUAACUAGCCUAGGGGUUACAUUUUAUUAUCAUGUUGACCAAAGCCAACCAAAUAAUUUCCCGUUAAUUUACUAUAGCCAUCCAAUAGUAGGCGGUAAAUAUACAAAAUAUGUAUUUGAUAACAAUGGCACUGAAUACGUCGAAGUUUUGACCGAAAUUAGAAGGAAAACAAAACCAAUGGAGCUUUUACAGUUAGCACAGCAAGAUGACAAAUUAUCAAUACUUGAUUACAAAGAUAUUACAUUCAGACCUUUUAUUUCUGAAGCAUUUUAUUAUUAUAAAUUACCUCCAUUGAUAGAUCCACCUCCAGAGCCUGAACCAUCAUCUCCAUCCUCAUCAGAAUCUUCAUCUUCUACUGAAUCUUCAUCAUCAACUACUUCAUCAGAAGAAACAUCAUCAACUACUACAUCAGAAGAAACAUCAUCUUCAUCAACUACUACAUCAUCAGAAGAAACAUCAUCAUCAACAACUUCAACAGAAGAAACAUCAUCAUCAACUACUACUUCAUCAUCAGAAGAAGUCCAACCAGCCACACCAGUUGUGACUCCAGAGCAAUCAAAUGAAGGAGGACUGAUAGACAUAGAAGACAUAAACAUUACAACAAACAAUACUAAUGCUUAUGAUGAGUUUUUCUCACUCACAUCAAGAAACGUUGCAGUUGAUAAAUACUUCAAGAACAAAACAGUAUCAAUUACAUGUGAUAAUGACAGAAAGAACUAUAAUAUUAUUGCUAUCGAUUCCACAAUCAAAAUUAAAUCAGAUGUACUCUGUUCCGUCACUGUUUUCGGUCGCCGCAAUUUCAUCAAUGCAAGUGGACCAAUUAUUUUCCUAAUUAAUGCUGACACAAAUAUUCUUUCAGAAGAAUUCGAUCUUUCAGAUCCAUUACAUCAUCCAAUAUGGCGUGUUACAGGUAACAACAACGUCAUGAAGACAACAUUCAUUGGCAAAUCUAAAUCAGAUUAUUCGACUGCUGUUUAUGGUUUUGAUGGAAACGGAACUGUUUUUCCAAAACUUGGUUCAAAAAUGACUUUAGGACCUAUUUCUAAAGGAGAUAAAAUUAACUUUGCUUUAUUUGGAGACAUAAUUGCAACUAGAGAACUUGAACAGAAGAAUUUCAAGAAACUAACUGUGAAAAGUGGUGCAAAACCACCACGAGAUUCUCAUUCUAUUCUUGUAAUUGUUAAUGUUGUUGGAGUUAUUUUUGUUAUUUUAACUAUUGCUGUUAUUUAUCUUGUGUAUAAAUUUGGAAUCAAAUCACACAUGAAAGAGGAAUAA
Trichomonas vaginalis G3 is the source of this 1488-nucleotide messenger RNA. Its product is annotated as NEW-GLUE protein family. The coding region runs from base 1 to 1488 and encodes 495 amino acids. The record is from RefSeq and is a predicted model, not a curated record. The transcript has a single exon. NCBI's taxonomy places the organism in Eukaryota, Parabasalia, Trichomonadida, Trichomonadidae.